Puccinia graminis f. sp. tritici CRL 75-36-700-3 is the source of this 210-nucleotide messenger RNA. RefSeq lists its product as uncharacterized. Lineage: Eukaryota; Fungi; Basidiomycota; Pucciniomycetes; Pucciniales; Pucciniaceae. The coding region runs from base 1 to 210 and encodes 69 amino acids. The record is from RefSeq and is a predicted model, not a curated record. The transcript has a single exon.
AUGGUCAGACAAGCUGCCAAGCCACUUGAUGUCAGCCUGGAUCCAAGGGUGCAAGAGUUUGAAGGCUUUGCCUAUGUCUCCAAGCGCAAACCACGACAUUCUCACUCCAAGAAACCCAAAAAUGGAGAUCUUGAGGCCAGGUCGAUGGCCAAAUUGUUCCUGGAAUAUUCAUUCCCAGUAUUUGAGUGUAACUCCAAAGUAAGUAAAUAG